AUGGAUAUCCCUGACCCAGCUCAGAAUCGGCAGAAAAAUGUCUUUGUACUUUGCUUUGAUGGCACCGGCAAUAAAUUCAGUGGCACAGAUGCCGACAGUAACAUUCUGAAGCUGUACCGUAUGCUUGACCGAACUGAUGCAAACAUGUACACCUUCUAUCAGCCGGGUAUUGGGACGUACAUUACUUCUCACUCGAUGCAAACGACAUCCCUCUUUGGUCGAGUUCAUUCCUGGUAUCUCAAAUCCAAAGACUCAGCCAUUGGCUCUUCGUUUGCCGAACAUGUCAUGGGGGGUUACAAGUUCUUGAUGCGGUAUUACAGCUGCGAAGAUGACUUGUAUUUCUUUGGCUUCAGCCGUGGGGCCUAUACAGCUCGGUUCCUUGCGGAAAUGCUCGACCAUAUCGGUUUACUGAGCGCUGGUAACGAAGAGCUCAUAAGGUUCGCAUGGAAAACGUAUGCCAAGUGGGCCUCCAGAAGGAACAAUGGGAGUGCCAGUGCAAAAGAAGAUGAAGCAAAGCAAUAUGAAUUUAUGCGCGGGUUCCGCGAGACUUUCAGCCGACCUGUCCGUAGGAUUCGAUUUAUGGGCCUGUUUGAUACUGUCAACUCUGUCCCUCGGUUUGAAACAGCAUGGAUGCAGCGGAGCAAGUUCCCUUACACUGCCCGAUCGUCUGCCAAGAUCAUUCGACAUGCUGUGUCCAUUGACGAGAGAAGGGCUAAGUUCAGACAGGAUCUCAUCGGCGAGACCAAGCCCAGGAAAGAGAAGGACCAUCCGCACAGCGACCGCCAUGAUCCUAGUAUUGAUGAGAAGGCUCACCAGGAUGAUUGUCGUACACGGCCAUCAAAAGCAGCUUCUCCAAGCCCAGAGCCCUAUGCCAACGAAGUCCAUGGUCAAACAGAUAAAACGAGGUAUGACGAUGAUCCAAAGAAUGAUACGACUUGUAACGAUACCGGUAGUCCGAAGAUGCAAACCAUAAACCAUGCAGGAUACCUAGCUGUUCCGGCUCGGUCUAGACCCACAAAGUCCAGCGAAAGCCUUGCCGCGCCGGUACAGACCCCUAGUAUCGAGCAUCUCCGAGCAAGUCCAGGGGUUUCGGGCAAACCCAGACACUUCCGACGGCGGUGGUCAGAGGCAAGGCAUUCACAAGAUAUCCAAGAGGUAUGGUUCGCAGGAGGCCAUGCUGAUAUUGGAGGGGGAUGGACCAAGACAGCGGGAGAAACGUGGAUGCUCAGCCACGCUCCCCUUGUAUGGAUGGUCCACGAAGCUGAACGAGCGGGCCUCCCACUCGACCCAAUCAAAAUGGCACGAUUGACAUGUAUCCCUCACAAGGUCAGCGACGACGGGACCAAAUACGACGACCCUGAGAGCCACCGAUCGUAUCUUCAAGCCUUGGAAGACAGCUGCAGCACCGGCUUGAUUCACGACUGUCUACAGCUAGGUGGAGGUCUUUCAUGGGCCAACGUCAUGCUGUGGAAGAUGAUGGAGUAUCUCCCUUUCCGACGAAUGGACCUACAGAAGAACGGCACUUGGAAACCCAUUCGAUGGCCAUUACCGAUGGGCGAACCAAGGGAUAUACCCACUGAUGCCCAUAUUCACAACUCGGUCAUCAAGCGGAUGCAACUAGUUCAGGAGUACAGACCGGGCAACUUGAUCGUGGGAGGGGGUGGACGAGGGAUUCGAAAAGCACCAGAAAAGUAUGGUAUAGGUGAAUGGGUCCUUUCCAACAGUGAUGAAGACCACAUCAGACAGACAUUCGUGAGAAAGGGCACAGUAUGUCACCACUAA
Exophiala spinifera is the source of this 1782-nucleotide messenger RNA. RefSeq lists its product as uncharacterized. The record is from RefSeq and is a predicted model, not a curated record. NCBI's taxonomy places the organism in Eukaryota, Fungi, Ascomycota, Eurotiomycetes, Chaetothyriales, Herpotrichiellaceae. Bases 1 to 1782 code for a protein of 593 amino acids. The transcript has 6 exons.